GUCUUUCUUUUGAAACGGUGGGAGCCAUUCGAGGUCCGGCGGGGCGAGGAGCCGGAGGGCCAGCGGGGAAGGGCGGGACCGACUGAGGCCCGCUGCGGCUGCUGGGUGCUCUGGGGGCGGUGGCAGGAUCCAAGGCCCAGCCCUUCGAAAAACAACAUGGUGUCGUGCAUCAUUUCCCGAGUCGUUGUGUUGGUCUUUGGAAUGCUGUAUCCUGCUUAUUAUUCCUACAAAGCUGUAAAGACCAAAAAUGUCAAGGAAUAUGUGCGGUGGAUGAUGUAUUGGAUUGUAUUUGCUCUUUAUACAUUUACUGAAACAGUAACGGACCUCUUGAUAUCUUGGUUUCCACUAUAUUAUGAACUGAAGAUUGCUUUUGUUGUUUGGUUGCUGUCUCCAUAUACAAGAGGGGCAAGUUUAAUAUAUAGAAAGUUUCUUCAUCCUCUUCUUUCUUCAAAAGAAAGGGAGAUUGAUGAGUACAUUGUGCAAGCCAAAGAACGUGGUUAUGAAACAAUGGUGAACUUUGGUAAACAAGGCUUAAACUUAGCUGCCACUGCUGCAGUGACUGCCGCUGUAAAGGGUCAAGGAGCAAUAACAGAGAAAUUGCGGAGUUUCAGUAUGCAUGACCUCACAGCAAUACCAGAUGAUGAGCCAAUAGGACAAAGGCACUACCAGACUUUGCCUGCUACCAAAAAAAAAAAGGGCUCAAUUCCCAAUGAACCCUUAGGUUAUGGUAUUCCAGUAAAAAAGGAUUCUGAAGAUGAUAAAACAGAUGAAGAGAGGGAAGGGACAUAUUCAGAAGAUGAGAUGUUUGCUCAAAGAGGUCUUCGUCGAACACAAAGUAUGAAAUCUGUAAAAACGAUAAAAGGACGCAGAGAGGUGCGAUAUGGCUCACUAAAAUACAAAGUGAAGAAAAGGCCACAAGUAUACUUCUAAUCUACACCGUUCAGCUAAAAACAAACAUCUGUACUAAUAGUUAUCUAUAGGCCUGCUGUGUUCUGGUCCUGUGCCUUCUUCCCAUUCUCUGAGAAACAGUUGGCAUUUAUGGAUUCAUAUUCUCAACACAGCUUUAUUUCAGUCACACAAGUGAAAGGAAGAGACCACCUGGAUGCAUGUUAUCUUUGGUUUCACAAGUACCAAAAAUUAAAUUAUAUAUAUUUUUUCUUUUGAGAGGAGGAACCAAUUUUUACUAAAUGAAACGUUUGUGAAUCUGAAUAGCUCUUUAGAUUUCUGUGCUUCAUCAAUGAAAUAAUUUCAUGAGAUUCUUAAUUGUGGCUUCAGUGUUAGCUGAUGUCCAGUGCUUAAUAAACAUGGCACAUCUGUAGAAUUUCUGUACUAUAUUGGGCAACAUGUGGUUGAAAUACAUUGUAUUCUAAAAUUCCCACAGUUGUCCAAGUCGAGAGCAUGAAAGAUUGAAGAUCACAGGGCAUAUUUUGGAAGUAAUCCUCUGAAUGGCUUGGGUCCAAAGAGUUGUUUAAGGUCAUGGAAGGGAGCUGCACCACCUCAUAAAACCAGCCAUUUUCAUUUCAUUUAGAAAUUCCUUUCAAUGCCCUGUGACAUGAAGACACUUGUUGGGUUAGGUUGUUUCUUUGUGGCUUUUGUAUUUUGCUGUAAUGGUUUGAGUUAGCCUGUGCAUUUAGCAUAGCUGAUGAUGAAAAUCAUAGUUGCCUGUUUCUGUACAGUCAGCAAUUUAUAUUCCUUUCUUCCAUCCAUCCAUCCAUCCAUCCAUCCAUCCAUCCAUCCAUCCAAAUAGGUUCAGCACCAGUAGGGGAUCUGCUGUCCAGAUUUUCAUGCAAAGAAUCUUUACAGCAUUACUUGUUGAAAGCUGAAACUUUUGUAUGCAAAAUAUUGUUCUACUAAUUAAUACUAUCUUUUUUAUCAACUACUACUUAUGAGUGUACUGAAACAGGUUAAAGGAUUUCAAAGGUAUCCUUCGAAAUUGAAUUUAGUUUGCCUAUUGUAUGUAAAAAGGAAUAGGAAUAUGUUGGAUAGAAAAAAAACACACCAGAUUCUGCAGUCAAAUAUAUUUUAUCAUGUGUUGCACAAAUUUAAUGAUAAUUGACAUCUAACCAGCACUUUUGAAAAAAAAAAAUUUUUCAAAAAAAAUUGCAUUUUGUAGGUGUUUUCAGAAAUUUUUCAUGUUUGUGUGUGUUUUUAAGUGUUGUUUGGGUGACUUAUUUAUCUAUAACCAAGCUGAAGUGUUCUUAUUUGGGCUGUGCUUAGAUGUGUAAGGGAUAAGAGAAAACUAGAGUACUUCAAUUGUUUGAUUAGUAGGCUAGACAAAGCCCUACUCUGUACAGAUGACAUUGAUUGCUUACUUCAACCUUUUCUCGCAGCAAAAUCUGGAAUUCUUAUAAAGUCAUGCAUGUAUUUAAAGGUCUGAUUUUUGAAGUGGUAGUUUGGAAAACAUUGCUCUGCUAGUUUCUUGAAAGAUGACUUGCCUUUGCUGGUCAAAAAAGUCUUCCUAUCUUUUAGGAUAACAUGCUUUAAGUAUUGCAUCUGGAUGUAAAAAAUCAUGUCAAGUGCUUUUAAAAUAAUAUUUAACAAUUAAAGAAAUUGAUAGUUGAUAGUUUUCGGCUUAUCAUAGCUAUAAAUCCUAGCAAUAUUUUAAAAAUAAUACUUGAAAAAAAUGGGUUUUUUUUCUCACUUGAAACUAGGCUUUAAGCAAAAGUAAGUAAAUCCCAAAAGAAGAUUCAGUUUUUGGCUUAAGAAGAAACUAAUAAUAAUAAUCAGGCAAAAUAUAUAGUAUCCUCUGGAGAAGAGCUAACAGUGUGGAAUCCUGGAGGUCUAUCCAAUAUAAGAAAAUAAAUUAUACUUUCUAUAUUAUUCUGAGCAUCAGAAAUAGAUUUUAUCUCAGAAAGAGAACCUGCUUUUACAUUUCAUUGUAUUUAUUAGUGUUAUGUUGAGUACAGGAAGAAUAGAAUGUGAUUAAAAGGCAUACAAUAUGUCCUAGCAUUUACGUUUCCUAGUUUUCUCUUACUCUAGACCUUUGAUUGGGAAACUUUGUAUUAUAUAAGAAAGAGAACAUUCAUCUUAAUUUUAUGUUUCCUUUAAGGACAUUUGUCUCUUUAUAUAGAAAAGCUCACAGGGCUAAGUCAGGCAAAUAAUCAUCCCAACUUGUCUCUUCCACCACAUCAGACCAAAUUUAAACACUUCUUCAGUUGGCAUUUUAGGUUUUAAAAAAAUUAUCAAGGCAACAUCAAAUAAAUUUGAUUUCACAAUGCAAAAGGUAGGUUUAUUGGCUACUUUUAAGUUCUUGCUAUCUGUGUUACUGUAGAGCAGGAGUGUAAAACCUGUGUCGUCAUGGUGGCGUCAUGUGACUUAUUGGGACUCCCCCCCCCUUUGCUAAAGUGAGUGGGGGUGGGGGGCAGCACGUGAUGCAUUUGGCCCGUGGGCCGCACAUUUGACACCCCUGCUGUAAAAGAUACUUCAGAAGCUUCAGGGAAUAAAGAGUGUUUCCUCUCUAGAAACCAGAGAGCCGUGGCUGGUGAUAUUGUCAGGGCUAUGUUUUGUGAGCAUGUUGCAUUUCCUUGUGUAGUGUUAAAAGCUGAAAAUUUGCUACUUCAUCCAUUUUGACAAUAUUCCUGUUUCUGUGGGUGUGUGACAGCUUUCAAUGGUGCAGUAGCUCCUUUCAAUUUCAGUCUUAAAUGACUAGAAUUUAAAUAACGGUAAAGUAAGAUAAUUAUUCACUCCUUAACACCCUUGCCUUAGGAACUGAAAAUGGAGUAGAGAGAAUGCCACAUGUGGCCUGCAGAUUGCUCACCUUUCAUUCCUCUGGUGUUGCCAGAGUAGGUACCCAUGUUUCUGUCUCUAGUUCUGAGAAGUUUUAGCCUGCAUGGCCAAUAUUCAGGGAUAACGAGCAUUGCAACCCCAAAUAUCUGGAAUUCACCUAGAAUUCAUUUUUGCCUGUUCCCCUCUUCCCCCAAAAGCAAUGUAUAAAGUAGAAACUUUUUAAAUAUGGAUGCACCUUAAAGAAAUAUCUCCCUCUACAAAUUCCCACAGCAAAGGCAUUGAGCACCAAAAGACUCAGGACUUGUUUCCAUGAAACUGCAAGUAGUAUAAUAUUCAAAAUCGGUAUAUUUCACUGAGCUAAAUACCAUUGUCACUAUCAUCAAACCUAUUUUCAGCUUCAUGGCAAGAUAAAUUCUAAAAUAUAAUGUAAUGGUUAUGCCAUACUGAUUUACCUGCUUUAAUCAAGAUACAGGGCUUCAUUAGGUCAAUGUAUUAGCAAGUAUUAUGCAAAAAAAUAUGCAAAGGGAACAAUGGACUUGUUAUUUAGUAAUUUUUAACAAAUGCAAUUUCAAUAUUUGGAUUCAUAAUUUUAAAGGUAAAGCUAACUUUUCUGUAAUAAUUGGCUGUAAACCUGUUUAUGUAUUUGUAGUAUUAAGAUAUGUCUUUUUCUAAAAUUUUGUACUGAUACUACUGUAUCUUCACAAUUGCUAUUUUUGAAGAUACUAAGGCUUAUAUUUUAAAAUUGUAAUAAAAUGCGCAUUUUCCAG
Molecule: messenger RNA, 4493 nt
Organism: Thamnophis elegans (Western terrestrial garter snake)
Lineage: Eukaryota; Metazoa; Chordata; Lepidosauria; Squamata; Natricidae
Gene: REEP3
Product: receptor accessory protein 3
Biological process (GO): endoplasmic reticulum tubular network organization
Cellular component (GO): cytoplasmic microtubule; endoplasmic reticulum tubular network; endoplasmic reticulum membrane
Molecular function (GO): microtubule binding
Source: RefSeq, a predicted model, not a curated record